UCAGGCAGCUGUAUACUCACGAGAUUCAACCUCAAAAGGUUUCCUCGUGUCCUUGAAUUGAUUCAACCUUCUCUCUCUCUCUCUUUCUCUCCCUCAUGUUAAUUGUCCUUUUCAUUUUCCGCACCUUUGAAUCUGUGAUCUACAUGCCCUCAAUUUGUAAUAAAGUUAAACAUCUUUUUUAGAUUCUUUAUCCCCAUUCGCAUUCUUCUCAACUCCAAUCUACACACAUUCAACACAAGAAAAAUUUACAGCAGCCAGUAUUGGACAAAAACAAAAAAAGAAAUUAACAUAAAGGGUAUCUUUUUGGUCUUCAAUUUUUGCAACGCAGAGACACAUCUCACCGACCCAAUUGAAGACCCAUUUCAGAGUUUUCAUUUUUGAUCCUCUCCGUUCACAAGAAGCUCAAAAACUCAAAAGGGUAGUGGUGGAGUAACACAACACAACACGACAUUAACACAGCCAUAGAAACAGAGAAUGAGAGAGAAUAACAACGAGGUUGUAAUCACGGCGGGGGAAGAAGAGAAUCACGUAUCGGGAGGGCAUCUUCGUCAUUCCAGGGACGGAAUCUGGUGGUCAGUUGCGAAAUCAUUGCCACGAUCCACGGCGGUUCUCAUCUUCCCCGUCAUGCUCAUCAUCGGCGCGUUGACUUACACGCGCACGCUAGACACACAUCCUCUCUUUUCCGGAGCUUCAUCUACAAAAUCAGCACUAAGCACCACACCAUACAACACUGGUCCAUUCACAGUCUCCAUCCGGAAGCCUAUAGAGAUCCCAUUGAACUGCACUGCCUACAACCUCACCAGAACAUGCUCCACCAACCAAUUCCCAAUCCCAGAAAACGAUCAGAGCCAUCCAUCCAGUGCCACGUGUCCAGAGUACUUCCGUUGGAUCCACGAGGAUUUGAGGCCAUGGGCCCGCACAGGCAUAACGCAAGACAUGGUGGAGAGGGCAAAGGAAACAGCAAAUUUCAAGUUGGUGAUAUUGAAGGGUAAGGCCUAUUUGGAGACUUACGAAAAGGCCUAUCAAACAAGGGAUGUUUUUAGCAUAUGGGGGAUUCUACAAUUGUUGAGAAGGUACCCUGGCAAGAUACCUGAUUUGGAGCUUAUGUUUGAUUGUGUGGAUUGGCCUGUGGUUUUGGCUGAUCGUUACAAUGGCCCUAAUGUUGAACAACCACCACCCUUGUUUCGCUAUUGUGGGAAUGAUGCUACUUUGGAUAUUGUCUUUCCUGAUUGGUCCUUCUGGGGAUGGGCUGAGGUUAACAUAAAGCCAUGGGAGAUUUUGUUGACAGAGUUGAAAGAAGGAACCAAGAGGAUACCAUGGCUGAACAGAGAGCCUUAUGCAUACUGGAAAGGUAAUCCAGUUGUUGCUGAAACCAGACAAGAUCUCAUGAAAUGCAAUGUUUCUGAAAAUCAAGAUUGGAAUGCUCGUUUAUAUGUUCAGGAUUGGGGACGAGAAUCACAAGAGGGGUACAAGAACUCAGACUUGGCAAGUCAAUGCACUCACAGAUAUAAGGUGUACAUUGAAGGUUCUGCUUGGUCCGUGAGUGAAAAAUACAUUCUGGCAUGUGACUCUCCCACCCUACUUGUAAAACCCCAUUACUAUGAUUUUUUCACAAGAGGACUAAUUCCGGUGCACCACUAUUGGCCCAUAAAGGAAGAUGACAAGUGCAGGUCCAUUAAGUUUGCUGUGGAUUGGGGCAAUAGUCACAAACAAAGGGCACAUCAAAUUGGCAAGGCUGCAAGUGAUUUCAUUCAAGAAGAGUUAAAGAUGGACUAUGUGUACGACUACAUGUUUCAUCUCCUGAAUUCAUAUGCUAAACUCUUUAGAUACAAACCCUCUAUAAGUGCUAAUGCUACUGAAAUAUGUGUGGAGUCAAUGGUUUGUGGAGCAGAAGGACCAGUAAAGAAAUUUAUGAUGGAAUCAUUGGUCAAGGUUCCUGCAAAUACCGACCCUUGCACCAUGCCUGCCCCUUUCGAUCCUCCAUCUUUGAACGCUCAAUUACAGAGAAAGGAAAGUUCAAUUCAACAAGUUGAUUCAUGGGAGAAAAGUUACUGGGAGAACCAAACCAUAACAUCUUAGUAAAUAUAUAUAUCUUUUUCCAUAUUCAAGUAGACAAAUUCAGUCUGUAGAAUAUUUAUCCCUUCCACACAUAUAUAUAGGGUUAUCUUUGGAGAGGAUAUAAGUAGAAUUUAGAUUAUCUUUGUACUUGUUUAAAGAAACCAUAUCAUACUUACGAAUUAUGAGUUUUAGACUACACGAGAGAAAAAAAAAACAAUUUAGUUUGUUAAUUUCGUAAUAUGAGAAACUUGUUAUUUUUCUAAA
Messenger RNA from Glycine soja, 2322 nucleotides. Its product is annotated as O-glucosyltransferase rumi homolog. Bases 475 to 2079 code for a protein of 534 amino acids. NCBI's taxonomy places the organism in Eukaryota, Viridiplantae, Streptophyta, Magnoliopsida, Fabales, Fabaceae. The transcript has 7 exons. The record is from RefSeq and is a predicted model, not a curated record.